AUGAAAGUACUCUGUCUGCACGGAGCCUUUGGCAGUGCUUCUAACUUCAAAGUCCAGCUUGGCAUAUUUACCGAUGCCACAACGCGAACUGGCGUCGAGUUCAAAUGGAUCAACGGGUUUACAAAAGCGACGCCACCGCCUGGCUUUGACGACUACUUUGGCGCUCCGCCGCUGUACCGAUUCAUGGACAUUGACGGCAUGAGCGAGCUGGAGCAGCUGAUUGUUAAGAUUAGAGACAUGCCUCAAGGAAGCUCGCCCGAAGACACGAUGCGGAAGCUUGUGGCAAAUAAAGAGCAGUUUGCUGCCCCAGCUGUGAUUGACAGCAUGAAUCGGCUGUUGCAGCUUCUGGAUGACGAUCCGGAAAUUGAUAGCAUCCUUGGUUACUCUGAAGGAGCAACGACGGCAGCGACGUUGAUUCUCGAAGAGCAGCGCCUCUUCAGAGAGCAAGGCCGUCCUCGACGCAUCAAGAGCGCCAUCUUCUUUGCCGGCUGGCCCCCUGUCCAGAUCGUCGACGGGCGUGUCCAGACGCUCCUCGCAGAUGAGCACGAUGUGAUGAUUGAUAUCCCGACAUGCCACGUAGUCGGCUGCAGCGAUCCGUAUAUCCACGGUGCAGUGGCGCUUUAUGGGAUAUGUGACGAGGACACGGCCAUUUUGUUUGAUCAUGGAAAGGGCCACACGGUUCCUAGAGACGAAGUGACCGUGAAGGAGCUUUCGGAGGCGAUUGAGAGGACUUUUGCGCAGGCGGCAUGA
This is a messenger RNA of Trichoderma atroviride IMI 206040, 750 nucleotides long. RefSeq lists its product as uncharacterized. The record is from RefSeq and is a predicted model, not a curated record. Gene Ontology annotation, biological process: secondary metabolic process. Gene Ontology annotation, cellular component: cytoplasm; nucleus. Gene Ontology annotation, molecular function: hydrolase activity. NCBI's taxonomy places the organism in Eukaryota, Fungi, Ascomycota, Sordariomycetes, Hypocreales, Hypocreaceae.